CAUAUCCUCCAAAUCUUUGAAAAUGAAACAGAAGAAUCUCUUGUGGAGGACGAAGUCAUACCAAUCACUUGAUCGUCAGACUGGCAUUGAUAUUACGACUACACAUUCACUGCAAUUUGAUUUAAAGACAAUCGAAACUGCAACAGAUAAGUUUUCAGAGAGCAACAAGAUUGGUCAGGGUGGAUUUGGAGAAGUUUUCAAGGGUGUGCUUCCAGACGGGACAGAAGUUGCUGUGAAAAGGCUGAUUUUUGGGAUGGACCAAACUCAAGCUGAAACGAGCAGGAUAGUUGGAACCUAUGGUUAUAUGUCUCCAGAGUAUGCAAUGAAAGGUCAUUUCUCUGUGAAGUCUGAUGUCUACAGCUUUGGAGUCUUAGUUCUUGAGAUUAUAGCCGGCAAGAGGAACAAUGGCUUGGACCGGGACGGCAAUGCUAGAAACUUGGUCACAUAUGUCUGGAGGCUUUGGAGAGAGGGUUCACCAUUAGAGCUCGUGGAUCCGUCGGUUGGAGAGAACUAUGAUAGCAACGAAGUUACAAGAUGCAUCCAUAUCGCGCUGUUAUGUGUUCAAGAAGAUCCUGCAGAUCGUCCUACAUUGGCUUCAAUCAUCUUGAUGCUCACUAGUAACACAAUUACUCUACCAGUGCCUCGACAACCUGGAUUUUUCUUCCAGAGUAGACUUGAUGAUUUCGAGGGAUUAGAACCAAGUCAAUCUACAGGAAGAUCGAUGCCUUAUUCUGUUAAUGACGUGUCAAUUACCGAUUUAGAGCCUCGUUGAAGAUGGAAGCCUUCUCUAUGUGUAAGUUUGAGUGAUGCUUCUAAAGUAUUUUCUUAUUUUGUGUGAGACUUUUAGUGAUCUUCCUGAAUAUUCAUG
This is a messenger RNA of Arabidopsis arenosa, 868 nucleotides long. NCBI's taxonomy places the organism in Eukaryota, Viridiplantae, Streptophyta, Magnoliopsida, Brassicales, Brassicaceae. The record is from the annotation of a GenBank genome assembly.